CUGGGUAGAUUGACCACAUUGGUGGUAACUUCAUCUCAUUUCUCUCCCUCGAUGCCUGGCCGCCACCAGCCACUGGAACCAGGGUCUCCACAAUCGCCCGAGCACUUGGAAUCACAGCAGAAACGACCCAAUCCUGAGCUCCGUAGAAAUAUGACCAUCAAAACUGAACUCCCGAUGGGCGCCCGUCGAAAGAUGAAGCCACUGCUCCCGAGGGUCAGCUCAUACCUGGUGCCCAUCCAGUUCCCAGUGAACCAGUCCCUGGUACUGCAGCCCUCGGUGAAGGUGCCAUUGCCUCUGGCGGCUUCACUUAUGAGCUCAGAACUCGCCCGUCACAGCAAGCGAGUACGCAUCGCGCCCAAGGUGCUGCUAGCCAGUGAAGGGAUAGCCCCACUUCCUGCUGCAGAACCCAUGAAGGAGGAGAAACCCCUGCUCGGCGAAGGGUUGCUGCCUCUGCUUCCAAUUCAGUCUAUUAAGGAGGAAGAAAUCCAGCCUGGGGAGGAGAGGCCUAUCAAAGUGGAGAGCCCGCCCUUGGAAGAGUGGCCCUCUCCGUGUGCGUCCCUGAAGGAGGAACUAUCCAACUCCUGGGAAGACUCCUCCUGCUCUCCUACCCCGAAGCCCAAGAAGUCCUACUGUGGGCUCAAGUCCCCAACCCGGUGCGUCUCAGAAAUGCUGGUGACUAAGCGGAGAGAGAAGAGGGAGGUGAGCCGGUCUCGGAGGAAACAGCACCUCCGGCCUCCCUGUCUGGAUGAGCCUGAACUGCUCUUCUCAGAGGACCCCAGCACCUUGCGACCAGCCAUGGAACCCCUCCUCCUGGCAGAGUCUUCAGAGCCUACGCCCCAGCUCAGCUGCCCUCCCGAGGAAGGAGGACCUUUCAAGACCCCCAUCAAGGAGACCUUGCCCGUCUCCUCCACUCCUAGCAAGUCUGUGCUCUCCAGAGACCCUGAGUCCUGGAGGCUCACAUCCCCAGCCAAGGUUGGGGGCUUAGAUUUCAGCCCAGUACGAACCCCCCAGGGCGCCUUUGGUCCCCUGCCUGACUCCCUGGGGCUGAUGGAGCUGAAUACCACACCUCUGAAAAGUGUUCCCCUCUUUGACUCGCCCAGGGAGCUCCUCAACUCAGAACCCUUUGACCUCGCCUCUGACCCGUUCAGCAGCUCUCCGCCCCCACAUCUGGAGGUCCCCAAGCCAGGUUCCCCUGAGCCACAGGCUCCCAGCCUCUCGGCCAACCGUUCUCUCACAGAAGGCCUGGUCCUGGACACAAUGAAUGACAGCCUCAGCAAGAUCCUUCUAGACAUCAGUUUCCCCGGCCUGGAGGACGACCCUCUAGGCCCCGACAACAUCAACUGGUCUCAUUUCAUCCCCGAGUUGAGAUAGAGGCAAGGCCUUGCCCUUGCUGUUCAAUGCCUGCUAUCCUGGCACUUGUGUGGCUGGAUAGUGCAGGCUCAGUGUACCCCAAGCCGUCUGAGGGAAGCUGUCAGGCAAGGGCCGAGCUGUGCCCCUUGACCUAAUUAUGCCAAGAUGAUAGUCACAUCUAAGCCACUGCUGGGACCUAUGCAAGCAAUAGGUCUGAGUCCUCCUCUCUCUGCUGGCAACUGAAUGGUGGGUGUGCCGAAAGCAGUGAUGAUCAGGAAGUGUCCAUUAGUGAUCCACUGCUCCUGGCAGAAUGUCCUCGUAAAUGGUGUAAGUCCCCCAAAUUGUCCUCUAAUUAUAAGCGUAAGCUUAUCUCCUUAGAUUAUUACCCAGAGACUGCCAGGCUGGGUAGGGUCACAAGGGGUUGCACUUAGCUUCUGCUUGCGGCCUUUGCGGGAAGGGCCUGCGGGGCAGUUUCUUCCACACUUGUGGGUUCUGCUGUAGGCUUCUGCGCAUACAGGUUGGCUUGCCAGGAUCCCGCUUACUGCCCUUUCCUCGCAGCUCCCCAUGUUUCCAAGCCAGUGGUCCUGCAAGAAGAAAUCCUGGUGUAAAAGCAUAUUGGAUUUGGGUGUAGGGGGACAGGUGCGCCUGAAGCAAAGCAUGAGUUCCGUUAGGUGUUUCUCUGACAGUGUUCCUAACCAUGCCAGGGAGUGUAGCAUUGAGAACUCAGACUGAAGCCUGAGGAGGAGGAAGGGACCCCUGGCUUCCUUAGCCUACACCUGUGCUAUACAAAGAGCCACCCUAAGUCCCCCCCUCUCUCUCCCCCCUCCCCCGUACAAGCUAGCACACGAACACUACUGUAACUACCUACUGAAUAAAACACAGGUGGCACUGCUGGUCUGAA
Psammomys obesus (fat sand rat) is the source of this 2251-nucleotide messenger RNA. It is a transcript of the gene Foxm1, whose product is annotated as forkhead box M1. Gene Ontology annotation, biological process: G2/M transition of mitotic cell cycle. NCBI's taxonomy places the organism in Eukaryota, Metazoa, Chordata, Mammalia, Rodentia, Muridae. The transcript is spliced from 3 exons. The record is from RefSeq and is a predicted model, not a curated record. Bases 52 to 1371 code for a protein of 439 amino acids. Gene Ontology annotation, molecular function: DNA binding; DNA-binding transcription factor activity.